AUGAAGUUUGCCAAAGUGCUUGAGUAUUUACACGACAGCUCGUUCAAUAGGAAAACCUUAGGGUUGAACGACAAUAGUAUGAUUAUCAGAUGGAGGUUUUCUGACUUGAUAUUGGUGAAUGUGUUGGCUGUACUUUACACCUUUGUCAACGGCAUGGAGCCGUUUGAACGACAAUUCACCUUGAAUGAUGUCACAAUUCAACAUCCAUUUGCAGAGAGAGAACGUGUGAAUCUCGCGGAAUUAUUCAUAUACGCGACCGCGGUUCCCUUGGCCACCAUAACCACCUUGGGUAUAUUACUCACAAAACCAAAGUAUAAGAUUUACAAUACGUUUGUUGCGUUACUUGGGUGUUUGUUGUCGAUUUUGAUCACUGGUAUAUUCACCGAUUUUAUAAAGAAUUAUAUCGGGAGACUCAGGCCAGACUUUUUGGCCAGAUGUAUCCCCAAACCAGGCACCCCCACCGACGUAUUAGUAUUCGCUAAAGACGUAUGUACUAGCACCGACCGGAAAAAACUCUUGGAUGGAUUUAGAACGACUCCAUCCGGUCACUCCAGUUUAAGUUUCUCUGGAUUGUUCUACUUGACACUCUGGUUACUGGGCCAGCUCGUCAGUGUUCACACUCAAGUAGGCUCAUGGAGAACCACUGUGUGCUGGGUACCCUCUUUAGGAGCAUUGCUUAUCGCGUUAAGUAGAACUGAAGAUUAUAGACACCAUUUCGUGGAUGUUAUAAUCGGGAGUCUCAUUGGGAUAUCCGUGGCAUAUUGGUCUUAUUUCAGAUUGUUUCCUAGUUUGAAACACGAUCAAAGUUAUUACAAUUUGAUGAUUAUUAAGAAAGAGGAAGGGGAAGAUGAUGAACGCGCCGAGCGUCAUCCACCUUAUCAAAGACUCGAAGUUUAG
Messenger RNA from Spathaspora passalidarum NRRL Y-27907, 897 nucleotides. RefSeq names its product bifunctional diacylglycerol diphosphate phosphatase/phosphatidate phosphatase (gene DPP3). The transcript has a single exon. Lineage: Eukaryota; Fungi; Ascomycota; Pichiomycetes; Serinales; Debaryomycetaceae. Gene Ontology annotation, molecular function: phosphatidate phosphatase activity. Gene Ontology annotation, biological process: phospholipid metabolic process. The coding region runs from base 1 to 897 and encodes 298 amino acids. The record is from RefSeq and is a predicted model, not a curated record.